AUGCCCUCACACCAAACCAUUGGACCACUCAGGGACACUGCAGGUGCAGGCAGCAUCCAAAGCGGUAUGGAACUUCAGACCACCACCCCGACGUCCCUCCACGAACCCUUGUUCGCUACCCCCGGCUACACGGAUCCCGAGGCUGCGAAUACAAACACGACGACAGCCAGCCCCCGCGGGCAAACUCGGUCCGCCGAACUCGACUCUGGUUGGAAGCCGUGGUCCGUCGUGGCGGGAUCAUUCUGCCUAACAGUUGCUACAUACGGGAUACUGAGCAGCAUUGGGCUCUUCCAGACAUAUUGGCAGGAGCACCAGCUUGCCGAGGAGGACAGCACCGACAUCUCAUGGAUCCUGUCCAUGUUCGGCUUCCUCGACUGCCUUGUCGCGGCGCCCUUCGGCGUGCUGUUUGACCAGUACGGGUCAAGGCUCCUACUGCCCGCUGGCUGUACCGUGUACCUGGCCUCCUUCGUGGGCCUUGCCUUCGCCACCACGUACAGCCAUUUCAUGGCUUGCUUCGUCGUUGCCGGCCUCUCCGCAGCCGUGCCCACAACGGUGGCGUUCAGCGUAGUUAGCCACUGGUUCUCCGCCAGGCGGGGACUCGCCAUGGGCAUUGUCACCGUCGGCGCGGCGGCCGGUGGCAUCUUCUUCUCUAUGGUGCUCAAGGCCCUCUUCGGAUCCUUCAGCUGGAAAGUGUCCAUCCUGGCGCUCUUCGCCAUCCUCACCGGCCUCAUGGUGGCCGGGAACGUGCUAGUGCACACUAACCCUGACAAGGAGGAGCGCGCCUCCUCGGAGAAGGACUUUCGAGAGUGGUUGAACUGCUUUAGGUCAGUCAGGUUCUGGCUGCUCUGUUAUUGUAUAUUCGUUUAUGAGUUGGUGCUCUUCGUCCAGUGGGGCUCGAUCCCGUCAUACUCAGUGCUCACUAGUCUUGGGGACCAGUUCCAGCUGAUGAUGGUGUACAACGUUGGCGCAAUCUUCGGCAGGAGCCUCCCUCCUUGGCUGGCUGAUCGCCGGCUGGGGCCCCUGAACACCACCCUCAUCAUGAAUACCUUUACCCUGCUGGUCGUCGCCGCCCUAUGGCUCCCACUCGGGGACCAAUCGGCCGUGGCCUUGUUCUUCGUUGUCGCCUUCAUGGGGGUGGGGACGGGAAGCUUCGUGCCGUUGGCAGCCACUUGCGUGGGGACGCUCUGCGACCCCGAGAACAUCGGCACUUGGCUUGGCUGCUGCUACACCGUUAUAAGCUUCUCAGCCCUCGUCGGUAACCCCAUUAGCCAGGCCAUCCUCAACUGGAGUGGCCCGAGGGCGCUGGUGGCGCUUCUCGCCGUGUUGCUGGGCUCGGGUCUUUUUACCGGGUUGGUUCUGAGAUGGCUCUGCCACGGCCGAGCGUGGAUUUGGCGGGGGAGGAUCUGA
Phialemonium atrogriseum is the source of this 1407-nucleotide messenger RNA. Its product is annotated as MFS general substrate transporter. Gene Ontology annotation, cellular component: membrane. Lineage: Eukaryota; Fungi; Ascomycota; Sordariomycetes; Cephalothecales; Cephalothecaceae. The transcript has 7 exons. Gene Ontology annotation, molecular function: transmembrane transporter activity. The record is from RefSeq and is a predicted model, not a curated record. Gene Ontology annotation, biological process: transmembrane transport. The coding region runs from base 1 to 1407 and encodes 468 amino acids.